Varanus komodoensis (Komodo dragon) is the source of this 2541-nucleotide messenger RNA. Its product is annotated as 5'-nucleotidase domain-containing protein 2-like. The transcript is spliced from 14 exons. Lineage: Eukaryota; Metazoa; Chordata; Lepidosauria; Squamata; Varanidae. Gene Ontology annotation, molecular function: 5'-nucleotidase activity. Bases 16 to 1761 code for a protein of 581 amino acids. The record is from RefSeq and is a predicted model, not a curated record.
GACGCCUCUCGCGCCAUGGCAGGGGCCGCCGUCGUGCGGGCCGGGUGGCUGCUGCGCCAGGCGGCCCCCUCAGCCCCCUACUGCACCCACUUCGGGGCCGAGGCACCCGGCGCUGCUGCAGCUGCGGCCGCCGCUCAAGCCCCGCAGCCCAGGCCGCCUUAUGGCAGCAGGAAGCCGCAUGCCCGACGACCGGCAGGAGCGACUCCCGCGGACGAAGACCCGGCCGCCCGAGCCUUUUCCAGCAGCGCUCCGGCUCCCGGGCCUGACAAUAAGAGUUUUCUUUGGGCUCGGUAUGGGGAGAUGAAGCGGUUGGUGCACGAUUUACUCCCCCCAGGAGUCUGCAAUCUUCUGAACCCUUCAACCAUCUAUGCUAACAAUGAGAUUUCGCUCAGCACUAUUGGCGUCUACGGCUUUGACUACGACUACACACUGGCUCUGUACUCUCCGGCCCUCCACUCUCGCAUCUACAAUACUGCUCGGGACAUCCUUGUGGAGCAGUAUAAGUAUCCAAAGGGUAUCUUGAAGUAUGAAUACUGGCCCAACUUUGCCAUCCGAGGCUUGCACUACGACAUUGCCAAGGGUUUUCUCAUGAAGAUCGAUGCCUUUCAUUACAUUCAGCUGGGCACUGUGUAUCGGGGCUUGAAACCUGUUCCCGACGAUGAGGUGCUGGAGAUGUAUGAUGGCACCCACCACAUCCCCCUGCACCAGGCUAGUGGCUUCUAUGGAAAGGGCCCAGCCAUCAAGCAGUUCAUGGACAUCUUCUCUCUGCCUGAAAUGACCCUCUUGGCUGUAGCCAAUGACUUCUUCAUCACCCAUGACAUAGAUUAUGACCCCAUCCAUCUCUACAAAGACGUGACGGAUGCCAUCCGAGAUGUCCAUAUCAAAGGUUUCAUGUACAAGUGGAUUAUGCAGAAUCUAGAGGAGUACAUUCUGCGUGGGGAUGAGACGUAUGCUGUGCUGCACCGCCUGGUUAAGAACGGCAAGAAGCUCUUCCUCAUCACCAACAGCCCUUUCAGCUUUGUUGAUAAAGGGAUGCGCUACAUGGUGGGUAAAGACUGGCGAGACUUCUUUGAUGUGGUCAUAGUCCAAGCAGACAAACCUCAUUUCUUCAAUGAUUGUGUCAAACCUUUCCGGCGACUGGACAGCAAUGGGGACCUGCAGUGGGACAAAAUAAAUAAGCUGGAAAAGGGGCAAGUGUAUAAGCAGGGCAACCUCUUUGACUUCCUCCGGCUGACAGGCUGGCGUGGAUCCAAAGUGCUUUACUUUGGAGAUCACCUUUACAGUGACCUGGCGGACUUGAUGCUACGGCAUGGCUGGCGGACAGGGGCCAUUGUUCCAGAACUGGAAACAGAGACAAAAAUGGUGAACACAGAACAGUACUCACAAGCACUCACCUGGCUGCAGGCCUUGACUGGGUUGCUGGAGCGCAUGCAGAAAUUCCAGGACCCAGAAUCCCAGCAGGUGCUGCAGGACUGGAUGAAGGAGCGGCAGGAGCUCAGGGCACUCACCAAGAACCUCUUCAAUCCUCAGUUUGGCAGCAUCUUCCGCACAUGUCACAACCCCACCUAUUUUUCCCGCCGCCUGUGCCGCUUCUCAGAUGUCUACAUGGCCUCACUCAGCUGCUUGCUGAACUACGACCUCAAUUACACUUUUUACCCAAGGCGCACUCCAUUGCAGCAUGAGGCUCCCCUCUGGAUGGAUCAGCUCUGCACUGGCUGCAUGAAGACACCGUUUUUGGAAGAGAUGGCACACAUCCGCUGAGAACUGUGGGGCAGUGGCAGGCUUACCUCUGCUUCACAUCCUCUAGGUAGCCUGGCUUUGGUACUGAAGGGUCGAUUUUCUUAAAUUAGAAUCCUCUGUGGUCUGUGGGUGUGUGUGUGUGUCAAACUUGCAAAGCAAGAGUGCCAAGUAGGAGUUCUGCACUCGUUAAGGCCUGACUCACCUGUGUUCAGUGGUCUUGCGUCUUCACUCUUGCUUACAGACAUAAGCGCACUGCCUUGCUGGCAUCACCCGAGAUCCAACUAGUCUAGUGUUCUUUGCCAAAAACCUGGCAACCAGCAGGUGCUGGGUGGUCCAUGACAGCAGCCAAUCGAUAGAGCACGGUCUGCAUUCUGUCCUCACCUGUUCUAUGGUGUUUGGAAUUUUGUUCAUUCCAUGUCCAUACGGGGAGUGACUGGGACUGGGCUUCCAUUCGUUCCUCCCAUAUACACACACUGCUCCUGUUAAGCAGGAGGGGGCAAGCAUGCUUGGAUUUCUCACUCCAGUCCUCAGGCUUCUCAGCCUCCUCCUGUGGAACUCUGUAGAGCUACAGCAAUUCUGUAGUGUUUGAAGUUUACAUUUCCCCUGCACUGUGGGGUAGGGUUUUUUCCUGGCUUGGAACAGAGAGGGGUACAGGGUACUGUGUUGGGGAAAGCGGUGGGGAGAGAAAGAUCUUGCUUCUCACUGGUGUGGGAGGGACAGGAGGUGCUAUUGGAUUGGGAAGGGCGUUCUUAGAUGUUAACUGGAAUUUUGAAAUUGUAAUAAAGAUAAGUGUGAAACCUA